Emiliania huxleyi CCMP1516 is the source of this 1851-nucleotide messenger RNA. RefSeq lists its product as hypothetical. The coding region runs from base 1 to 1851 and encodes 616 amino acids. NCBI's taxonomy places the organism in Eukaryota, Haptophyta, Isochrysidales, Noelaerhabdaceae. The transcript has 7 exons. The record is from RefSeq and is a predicted model, not a curated record.
AUGCUACCUCCGCCAGCGGUGAUGCUAGUGCUGCGGCUCGUCGAGACGCACGCGGCCGCCCGCCGCCUCCACCACCUGCUCGAGGACCUCUGCGCGCAGGCGUACCGCCCGAGCGGGCUGCGGCCGCUGCUGCGGUGCGCGCACUUCUGCGCGGCGCUCGCGGCGGCGGUGGCGGCGUGCGAGCCGGCGCAGGCAGCGGAGCUCCUCGAGCCGCUGCUGCAGGCGCUGCAGCGCGCGAGCGACGCGGCGAGGGAGCGCCACGCCGCGGCGCGUGGCUCACUCCGCUGGGCCGAGCUCGCCGCCCUCUCCUCGCUGGUCAUUGAUUCGCUCCCCAUCCUGCCGACGACGGCGCCCGCGCUGCGCACGUGUUGCGUCGCCGUCGCGGCUAUCGCCAGCGGAGCGAGCGGCGCCGGCAGCGCGACGGAUGGGGCGUUUGGCGCAGGGGCGGCGGGUUCGUUGCUCCUGUGGAGAGCGAGCGGCGCGCUGGAGGCUGCCUGCGCGCAGCUCGAGCAGCCGGGGGAUUGGGCGGCGGGCUCCGGGCAGCCGGUGGCUGCAGCGCUGGCCACGGCGAGGCGGGUUCUGGCGGGCGGCGACGGCGACGGGGGCGAGGGCCGCGAGAAGGUCGCCGAGGAGCUGCGCGGGCUCGAGAGGCACGCGGCGCUCGGCGUGGUCGCGCAGUCGCUGCGCGCGUCUGCGGGCGACCUCACGCGGGCGCGGGAGCUUGGGGCCCGCCGCCGCUGCGCGAUGCCGCCGGCGGGCGAGGCCGCGGAUGCCUCAGAGGAGGAGGGCGGUGGUGCAGGGGCGGAGGCGGGCGGGACGGAGGACAGGGCCGCGGUGCGGCGCGCCCUGAAGCUGCUGCUGCGCUGGCGCGUCGCCGCUGAAGCGCACGGCAGCCGCGUCGAGGAGGCGCCGCUCUCAGCUGCAGCCGUGAGUCUUAGGCGCGCCCCUCUCGCCCGGCGAGCGGUCUCCCGCGCGGAGCGGUGGGACGGCACCGACUUUGGCGCGGCGGCGCUCAGCGGGGGCGCGGGCGGAGGAGGCGAGGGACGGAGCGAGGCCGAGGCCGGGCUUGUGGCGCAGUGGGCGCGCGAGCAGCGGAGGCGCGUGGCGGACCUCCUCUGGACGUCCCUCUGCACGGACGGGCCUCAAAACGGCAUGCGCGCCGAGCUGCUCCCAGCGGCGUGGCGCGCGGUGCAGGCGCGCCUUCCCUCCUCGGCGGGGGCGGGCGGCGGUGCUAAGGCCAGCCGCAGGCUCGCCUUCCUGCUGGCGCAAACGGAAGAGGCUGCGGGGGCAGCCUCCUCGGCCAGGGCCGGCGGUGAGGGGGCGCGGCGCGGAUGGGAGGAGCUUCUCGGCGGCAGCGCCAUCGCUGACUACUCCCAGGCCAAGGCCACGCGCGAGAUCACGCGGCUGCUGCGCGCGGUCGCGGGGCUGCCACCGCAGGCGCACCCGCCCGAGGCGGUGGCGUGGCUACUCCCCUCCGCACUCGUGCUGGCGCAGGCGGAGCAGCUGCUGGUUGCGUCGCUCGGCCUCGUGGCUGCGCUCUGCGCGGCGGUGCCGGAGGCCGGCGCGGCGCUGCCUCGCAAGGCACGCCACGCCGCCCCGCGGCCUAUCGACCGACCCACCACUCCACCACUCAGCGGGUUCGUCGCUCGUCGGCAGGCGCAUCGCGCGGUGCUGCGCUGGUGCUACGCGCUGCCGUCGCUCGCGCCGCACACGGCAGAAGGCUCUCUGUCUCGCGAUCACGGGAAGCGGCCCGUCCGAAUCGCGAGCCGCGUACCACUAGGCGCCGCGGCUCGCCGCUCUCGACCACGCGGUGAGCCGCCGCCCGACGUUGCGCUUCCCAUCCCGGUGUGA